UAGAAUGUAGUGUUCAUACGUCUAACCAGUGUAUAAAAUCGUUGUUGAGCAACCGAUUUGGAAAAAAAAGAAAGAAAUAUUACAAGAAUUCGUUGUGUUCUGCAAGUGUGCACACCGGUUUAUAUAUUUAUUUUAAAAGCACACCCUGCUCUACUUCAAUCUGUUCUAGGGGUCGCUCAACUGCUGCCUGCUUUCUCGUAAAUGCGCUAGUAGGGUAACUUAGGGUCCUGUUAAUGUGUGAACAUAAAUAUGUAUGUAUGCAUGUGUGUGAUGUGCUGAAUAUAUUUAUUUAUGAUAUACUAGAGAGGUGUUUGGAAUGUCAUUCAAAUCUUUGAGAUUCCUGUUUUUUAGCGGUUCACGCUCGAAGUUGUUAUUGAGGCCUGCCAGUCCGCGGUGUGGAGUUCUUACGUGUCCUGGAGGAGAGUUUGUUGCAAGGGGCUGGAGUCUUCGUUUGUUUCGUGGGUUACAUCAGACAGCUCCCACCACUGUCGAUUCCAAAACAAAGGUGCCUCAGAAACCGACCUGGGAACCGGUUAGCGAGGGCCAGCUUCCCCCGGUUACUAGGGUGUCCCCAGAUCUUGUGGAUCGACUGGAGCGUCUAGCGUUGGUGGAUUUCAGGAACCAAGAGGGUGUGGCUAGGCUGGAGAAAGCAAUCCGGUUUGCUGAUCAGCUCCAUGUUGUUGACACUGAGGGGGUGGAGCCUAUGGAUUCUGUGCUUGAGGACAGGCAGCUGUACUUGCAGCGGGACUGCGUGAGGGAGGGGAACUGUGCAGAGCAGCUGCUCCGUGCCUCCAGACGCACUGUGGAGGAAUACUUUGUGGCACCACCAGGGAACAUCCCCCUGCCAGAACGAAAUGAAAGCAGCAGUUUUCUGAAGAACUCUGGAUUGUGACUGGAUCCAGAAUCAAGUUUCUGCAUACAGGCAACUUCGUUUGAAGGUUAAUCAUCUUAGGAAUUUAUCCAGCAGAUGAAUGACAUUUAUACUGUUCAAAUUCAGUACACUACCCAUGCAACAGAUAUUGGACAGCUAUGAUGAAAAACCCACAAAUGUAUUAUGUCCUGUUGACAUGUAAAAAAAACAGAAAUCUAGAGGUACAGUGAAAAAAAAGACUGCCUCUACUAAAUAAACAGUGGGAGUGA
This is a messenger RNA of Polyodon spathula (Mississippi paddlefish), 1140 nucleotides long. Its product is annotated as glutamyl-tRNA(Gln) amidotransferase subunit C, mitochondrial-like. Gene Ontology annotation, molecular function: glutaminyl-tRNA synthase (glutamine-hydrolyzing) activity. Gene Ontology annotation, cellular component: glutamyl-tRNA(Gln) amidotransferase complex; mitochondrion. The transcript is spliced from 5 exons. Lineage: Eukaryota; Metazoa; Chordata; Actinopteri; Acipenseriformes; Polyodontidae. The record is from RefSeq and is a predicted model, not a curated record. The coding region runs from base 317 to 892 and encodes 191 amino acids. Gene Ontology annotation, biological process: regulation of translational fidelity; mitochondrial translation; glutaminyl-tRNAGln biosynthesis via transamidation.